AUGGCAGAAGUAGAGGAUGAAGAAAUCCGCCAAGCAGCUUUAGAAGGUAGACCAACCUCUGUUGUAAGAAUGUCUUUGCUUGAAGGUCAUGAUAGACGUCGAUACAAUCUUCCUUCCCAUGAGGAAGUUGCUAUUGUGUUUGUGGGAGAUGAUGGUGCUCCACCUGCAUCCAGGGAAAUUGUUAUAUACCCUCGAGGUCAGCCUUUAAGAACAAUUUCGUCUAUGCUUGCUGUUAGACAAACUUUUAGUCCUAUAUUCUAUGGUAAGAAACUUUUUCAGCAAUAUGUUGUUGAUGCAUAUGUCAAAGUUGAGGGACAGCGCCUUGCUUUUAUUAGAAAUAGCCAAAACAAACUUAGAAGUGAGCAAUAUGAUGCAUUGCAUGAACAUGUAAUUAAUCGUGCUAAUGAUCUUAAUGUAAAACCAGGCCGUGUUGUUAUAUUGCCUUCUUCAUAUGUUGAGGAUAUUUUUAAGCAUGGAGUCUUAGGCAAAGUUGUAAGUCAUGUGCAGGUUAUUGAGUUUCAAAAGCGUGGUUUGCCACAUGUACAUAUUUUAUUGCACUUUGUAAAUGCUGAUAAGCUAGAAACAGCAGAAGAUAUUGAUAGUUUGAUAUCAGCAGAAAUCCCAGACCCAGCUGUUGAUCCUGAACUUUUUGAAAUUAUAAAAUCAUGCAUGAUACAUGGACCAUGUGGAAUUUUAAAUCCCAAUUCUCCCUGCAUGAAAGAUGGUAAAUGCACAAAAAAAUUUCCUAAGGAAUUUAAUCCCCACACUGUUGCAAUUUUUAAUGGUUAUCCACGCUAUAGGCGCGUCGAUAAUGGAAGAAUUGUAAAUAUAAAAGGUAAUCAAGUUGACAACCGUUGGGUUGUACCUUAUAACCCAUGGCUUUCUAAAAAAUAUCAAGCACACAUAAAUGUUGAAGCCUGCAUGACCAUAAAGUCAGUUAAGUAUUUAUAUAAGUACAUUUACAAAGGGCAUGACUGUGCCAAUGUGGUGAUAAAUGAGCAAGUUAACCAUGAUGAAAUAAACACGUUUUUAAAUUGUCGCUAUGUCUCAGCUCCAGAAGCAUUGCGGCGAAUAUUUGAGUAUUCUUUAAGUGAUAUGUCACAUAACAUCAUUCGACUUCAGGUUCAUCUGCCAGAUAAUCAGAUGAUAUAUUUUGUAGAAGGCAAAGAACAGGCAGCUUUAGACCGUGCAGCACAGCGUGACACUCACCUAACUGCAUGGUUUAAAUUAAAUGUUGAAAAUGAACAAUCCCGACACUAUCCAUAUGUUGAAAUUCCUUACCACUUUGUUUUUGAUAGCAAACAUUGUAAAUGGAAAGUUAGGCAAAGAGGUAGCAAUAAGGUGAUUGUUAGGAUGUAUAAAGUGAGUCCAAUAGGUGAAAUAUUUUAUCUUAGAAUGUUACUUUUGCAUGUUAGAGGUGCAGUUUCUUUUGAAGAUUUGCGUACUGUUAAUGGUACAGUUUUUAAUACAUUCCGAGAAGCAUGUUCUCAAUUAGGUCUGUUACAAGACGACGCUGAAUGGAGAAAUACAUUAACUGAGGCUGCUGCAACUCGGUUGCCAAAUCAAAUUAGACAGAUGUUUUCCAUUAUUUUGACUUUCUGUGAACCUGAUGAUCCAUAA
Molecule: messenger RNA, 1620 nt
Organism: Hydra vulgaris (swiftwater hydra)
Lineage: Eukaryota; Metazoa; Cnidaria; Hydrozoa; Anthoathecata; Hydridae
Source: RefSeq, a predicted model, not a curated record